AUGACUCAUGGUGGUGGUGGUGGUGUUGGUUCUGGAGGUGGUGGUGGAUGUGGAGGUUUUGAAGGAGGUGGUGGUUGUGAAGCUGAAGGUGGAGUUUGUGGUGGUGGAGGAGGUGGUGGUGGUGGUGGAGGUGGAGGUGAAGGUGGAGUUGGUGGUGGUGGUUGUGGUGGUGGUGGUGGUGGUGGUGGAGGAGUUGGUAGUGGUGGUGGUGGCGGUGGCGAUGGCGGUGGUUGUGGAGGUAGUGAAUGUGGUGGUGUAAGUGAUGGAGUUGGAAAAAAUUCAUUAAAGGUUCAUCUCUGCUUCUUUUGA
Molecule: messenger RNA, 309 nt
Organism: Prunus armeniaca (apricot)
Lineage: Eukaryota; Viridiplantae; Streptophyta; Magnoliopsida; Rosales; Rosaceae
Source: the annotation of a GenBank genome assembly